UUCUCGCUCCUCUCCGUCGCCUUCACACACCCUUUUGCAACUCGGCCCCCCAUGCACAAGCCAAAGGUUUCACCGCCCCUGGCUUGAUCCAAAUACAAUGCAUCCUUAGAGAGAGAAAUUCGUUCCUGAUGGAGAGAGAAGAUUGGUUUAGAGAGAGAAAGUCAGUUUCCAUAGAGAAGCUUGACUGAUGUUUCUAGGAAGGCAUUUCAGCAAAGGAAAAAAGCUAUGAAGAUUUAUUUAUUUCUCUCGAUUAGAGAGAGAGUUUGGAUUUUGGGUUUGCAAAGAGUUGUGGCUUAGAGAUAGAGAAAGAGAGAGAGUGAGUUUGGAUAUUUUUUGCCAAGAGUUGUGGCUUAGAGAGAGAGAGAGAGUGGAUUCUAGGUUUCAACUCGCAAAAUAAUUGAGUGAAGAAGUUGACGACUGACUAUUCAUAGGAAACUUGUGUAGCAGGUUACUGGAUUUGUUCAAUAAAAGAAGAAGAUAGAUUUCUAUCUGAAAGCCUCAUUUGGAAUUUGGAGUUCUAGAGAGAGUUAAGAGGAGUGAGAAUUAUAUCUCAAGAGAUAAUUCUUGGAUUUAAGAGAGAGAGAGAGGCGCGAGGAGUAUCAUUCUCAUUGAUUUUAGAGAGGGAAAAGAAAAGAAGAAAUUCCACACAGAGAGGUGUUCUGCGUUAAUCUUCAUGGAGAAAGAGAGAAAGAGGUGCGUCUCUUUCUAGAGAGAGAAAGAGCUGCGUUGCUGGUUCUUCUGCAUUGAAAGAGACAGAGAGAAUUUUGUGUUUUGGGUUUUCUCUGUCCCAUAGAGAUUCACCUAGAGAGAGAAAGAGAGCAGGCAAACAAGUGAUGGCGCCAAACCAUUGAUGCACCUUCACCUUCAUCUUCUCCUUUCUCUACAAUGGCGGCCAAUCUCGACCUAACCUCUUCUCUCUUCUCCCACCACCACCACCACCACCACCACCACCACCUCCACUCUCCCCACCAAACCAGUAACCCUAACUCUAACCCUAAUCCUAAUUUUCCACCCCAUUCUGCUAACCAUAACCACUCCUCUUCUUCCACCACACCCCAGAAAGACCAAAACGCCCCCAGCCACAAUACCCAAGAUCCCAAAUCGCAGGCUGACAGCUUGAACCGAGCGGAAGCCUCGACCUCCACCGCCUUGGCUGUGCGCCGGCCACGCGGCCGACCGCCCGGCUCGAAAAACAAGCAGAAGCCGCCCAUAAUUAUAACGCGCGAUAACGCUCAGUCUCUACGAGCCCAUAUCCUCGAGGUCCAAGCCGGCUCCGACAUAGGCCGGGCGGUAGCCGCCUUUGCAAACCGGCUCCGGAUUGGCGUCUGCAUCCUGAGCGGCUCCGGCUCAAUCUCCAACGUCACCUUCCGUCAGCCCGCCGCCCCAUCCGCUGUAGUCUCGCUGAACGGACGGUUCGAGAUCCUCUCUCUGACAGGCACGUUCUUUCCUGAACCUGCUCCGGCCCGGGCCAGCUCGUCUCUGACCGUUUUCUUGGCCGGGAACCAGGGGCAGGUGGUCGGCGGCGCGGUGGUCGGCUCCUUGAUCGCUGCUGGGGCCGUUGUUUUGGUGACGGCGACAUUUGCCCACGUUAGUUAUGAGAGGCUGCCGCAUAGUGAGGAGGAGGAGGUAACGGGUGAGGAGAGCUCCGGCGUUAUUUCAGGAGGUGGAAAUAACGGUAUGGGCGAUGUAACGGGGAUGGGUUCGUUAUAUAAUUUGCCCCCGAAUUUGGUGAAUUCCCAGAUUAUUCCCGAGACCUUUGUCUGGCCUGGUGGUGCAAUACGGCCUCCGCCUCCUUAUUGAGUU
This is a messenger RNA of Amborella trichopoda, 1803 nucleotides long. The record is from RefSeq and is a predicted model, not a curated record. NCBI's taxonomy places the organism in Eukaryota, Viridiplantae, Streptophyta, Magnoliopsida, Amborellales, Amborellaceae.